Molecule: messenger RNA, 1245 nt
Organism: Linum trigynum
Lineage: Eukaryota; Viridiplantae; Streptophyta; Magnoliopsida; Malpighiales; Linaceae
Source: the annotation of a GenBank genome assembly
AUGAUUGUUUGGGUGCAACUCCCGGCGUUGAAAAUUCAUUUUUACCACAAGGAAGUUCUCACGUCACUUGGAAAUCUCAUCGGACGCACUAUCAAACUCGAUUAUCACACUCUGAAUCAACAACGUGCGAAAUUCGCCCGGCUGGCGGUGGAGGUGGAUUUAUCCAAACAUCUGGUUCCCCGGAUAUGGCUGGAUGAUGCUUGGCAGAAAGUAGAAUAUGAGAAUCUACCUGCGGUCUGUUUCUCCUGUGGAAAGAUUGGGCAUAACGAGGACGAGUGCCCUGGGAAACGCCCGGCACUCCCGCCGCCGGCGUGCACAAGCCCCAUGCCUGCAACUCCGGUGGAAGGGACAGCGGAGAUUCCGGAGGAGCCGAAUCCGGGAUUUGGGCCAUGGCUGUUGGUCUCGCGGAGAAGCAGGCGGAAUCAAAGGGAGGGAGACAGAAAAGGAAGGCCGGGGGGAGCGGCGGAUAUGAACGAGACGGGAAAUCAGGCAACUUCGGGAAUGUUGCUAGGCAACGGAAAAGAAUCUCCCCAAAUUAGGGAAAGGGAGUCCCAAAUUCCCUCUUCCCAGAUACAGAGCCCAGCGAACCUAAUAAGGAAAGGGAACAACGGAAAGAAGAAAGGAGAAGAAGGAAGUAAGGGAAAAGCCAAAGCCCAUUCAGAAGGCAGCUCAACAGGCAAAGGGAUUUUGGGCUCGAGCCCUACUCGCCCGCACCUCCAAACAACUGGGCCCAAAGACAACAGGAACUCUGAUAGGCCUUCCAGCUCGUACACACAGGCGGAUACUCAGAUGGACCUCGCUAGGAUGUCUUCCGGGCCGUCAUCAACAAGGCUUGCUGGGCCUGUCUCUAAACCCUCCUCACUUCCUCCCCCUGCAGUCCAUACAGUGACCGGGCCUAAUGGAACGAAGAUGCACAUUGUGGAGCUGAAACCGUUGAGUGAUGCUGUCCAGGACUCACCGCCGGCGAGAGCUCGUAUCAAGAAGAAUAAGAGCAAGAAGUCUGCUCCUCUUAGGUCCCCGAGCAAACUGAUGUCGACGAAGGCACUGCAAGUGUGGACUCCCAAGAAGGAUCGAAAGCUGAAAUCAAAAACCAGAAUGGCUUCUCUUACUCUUCAAGAGAUCGAUGCUUGGACCAAAGCUGCCCAACAAUCGACAGAAAGUCGAGGAGCUACUGGCGAAACCUGCCAAGAGGAAGCUGACCCGGAUGCUGCUAUGACGGCAGCUGCCACCCAACCCGAGACUUAG